Messenger RNA from Solenopsis invicta (red fire ant), 6254 nucleotides. Its product is annotated as probable phospholipid-transporting ATPase VD. Bases 480 to 4964 code for a protein of 1494 amino acids. The record is from RefSeq and is a predicted model, not a curated record. NCBI's taxonomy places the organism in Eukaryota, Metazoa, Arthropoda, Insecta, Hymenoptera, Formicidae. Gene Ontology annotation, biological process: phospholipid translocation. Gene Ontology annotation, cellular component: plasma membrane. The transcript is spliced from 18 exons. Gene Ontology annotation, molecular function: ATPase-coupled intramembrane lipid carrier activity; magnesium ion binding; ATP hydrolysis activity.
ACAGAGUGGAGUGGAUGUCUUGUCGGUCUCGUUGGGGUCGUCGGACGUAUCGGAUGGUAUCGGAGCAACGUUUGGCAACGCGAUCGCGCUUAUCAGUCGUGGCGAAUCGGCCGCGAUAACGCGCUCGCGAAACGUCGAGGUGAGUUCGUCGAUGCGCGAAUUUUUAAACCAAAAGAUUAAGGAAAAGAGAGAGAGAGAGAAAAAGAGAAUCCGCGCGUACCUGAUGCGCUCGCCGAUCGCGACUGCGAGCUCCACGGAGAGGAGAGAUCGGCGAGUACGUCAAAAUUGAUUUUUACACCACGGUGUUUGCCGUACGCAUACGUGAUUCAUCCUUCUUGCCGCGGAUUUUCCUAAGUUUACGCGCGCGCGACGCGGAGAGAUGUGAGUGCGCCUCUCAGACGAAUUUGGGACAAGACGCCAUCCGCUUUCAACGAGGCCACGUGGACCGCACGUCGGGAGGCAGGAAAAUAUGUGCCAGCAUGUCCGAGGACGACGCGCAGGAAGCAGCCAGCGAGGAGAUCGAAAGACAGGGGUCUCUCUACGUGUUCCCGAGUUCGGGUCGCCCCAGCUGCACGACGACAUCGUCCUCGUCAUCGUCGAUCUCAACGGUGCCUCUCCAGCCACCGCCGCUGUCUUUCCUUCACGAUGGUUCCAUCACGACGUCGAGCACGACAGUGACGACCAGCGUGACGACGACGAUGACGAGCACGUCAAAAAACAGCAACGGCGACGAGGACGAGGACGCAGUAGAGGAAGUCAGCUCGCCGGCCAGGAGGGCAGCCUUCCCGAAAACGCACGCGAGAUCGGCGAGCCACGGUGGUGUCUUAGCAGAUGGCACGACCGGAUGGCAGACCUACGGGUCCUUCCUGGGCCCGUUGACGAUGGUGGGAAGCGCCUCGUCCGCGGGUCGACCGUCGGCGUUGAAGAAGCCGGGUCAUCAGAGAGCCUUCAGUCAGGGCCAGGUGGCGGACGUGACGCAGGGCCAAUCAGUCGUAACGGGACACCACCGUGUCGGAUCCAGAACGGAUUUUAUCCUCCCGCCAGGUCACAGGGAGGAUGGCAGGCCGCCUACUGCCGGCAGGAUGCCUUCCUUUCGCGGCCAUUCCCGUCAAGCCUCCAGAUCGGAGUCUAUAUACACGAUAAGACGUAGCGUCGCGCCUCCAUGGUGGAGGAGACUAUGGGCUCAUUGUUUCGGCUCGCUGCCAGAGGAACCCCGUUUAAGAACAAUAGUGCCGAAUCACUUAGUCCCUCCGAAGACGCCGAAGAGUCAGCAUCCCAACGGGAACAGGAUGGACAAUAGAGUACGCACAACCAAGUACACAGCGCUGAGCUUCCUACCUCGUAAUUUGCUAGAGCAAUUCCACCGCGUGGCCAAUCUAUACUUCAUCUUUAUCGUACUACUCAAUUGGGUGCCAGCUAUAAACGCGUUCGGCAAGGAGGUCGCGAUGAUCCCCGUGGUAUUUGUUCUGGGUGUUACGGCGCUUAAGGACUUCUUCGAAGAUCGCCGACGGCUUGCCAGUGACCGGCGUGUGAACAAUUCCACCUGUCGCGUCUACGUUAGCGAGGGCGACAGAUAUAUAAAGGCAGCAUGGAAGGAUGUCAAGGUGGGUGACCUGGUUCACCUCUCGAACAACGAACUGGUACCGGCUGAUCUUUUGCUUUUGCGAAGCAGUGAUCCUCAGGGAUUAGCUUACCUUGAUACGUGCAACCUCGACGGUGAGUCCAAUCUGAAGCAGCGCCAGGUUGUCCGGGGUUUUCUCGAUCUGCAGGAUACCUUCCAGCCUUCCAAGUUCCGAUCGGUAGUCGAAGUCGAUCAGCCAAGUACUAGAAUAUAUAGGUUUCACGGCGCCGUGGUGCACCCAAACGGCGGUAGGGUGCCCGUGUCCACGGAAAAUCUUUUACUCAGGGAAUGCGUUUUAAAAAAUACCGACUUCGUCGAAGGAAUAGUCAUAUACGCCGGUCACGAGACUAAAGCGUUACUGAAUAAUGGUGGACCUAGGUACAAGCGUUCUCGUCUGGAAAGAUACAUGAACAGGGACGUGAAAUGGUGCGUGGUGAUACUAUUGGUACUAUGCGUGAUCGGUGCGUUUGGCUGCCGAUUUUGGCUAUCUACGUACACGAGUUUGUCAACGGUACCGUUUCUGCCGGUGCCGCAAGAACCGUUUUACGAGAGCUUACUGACCUUCCUGACAUUUGUCAUAAUAUUUCAAGUGAUGAUACCGCUGAGCCUGUACGUGACGAUCGAGAUGGCUAAGGUGGGACAGGUGUACCACAUUGGCCACGACCCGGCCCUCCAUGACACGGAAACCGGCCGUAAGGCAGAGUGCCGCGCGCUGAAUAUCACGGAAGAACUAGGCCAAGUACAGUACGUCUUUUCUGACAAGACCGGGACUCUUACGGAGAACAAAAUGCUAUUUAGGAGAUGCGUGGUGGGCGGUCAAGAUUAUUCGCAUAUCGGCGACAACGAGAAUCUACUUCCGUGUUCACGGCUUAAGGAGGACCUGCUCAUAGGUACAUAUCGACAUCGCUUACAGGAGUUUCUUGUUGUCUUAGCCACGUGUAACACGGUUGUUGUAAAUUCUCAACCGCAUCACGAUAAUAUGAACUCUAGCGGGGUCAUCGAGGAACCUCAGAAAAAUGGAACUAUGAGAUUGAUGGAAACGAACGAGAGCUCAUUUCCAACCAUGAAUUCUCCACCCGUACCGCUGUCUCCGAGCAACAGAGCUGUUCGCACUUUAUCUCCAGUAUCACCAGUAAUUAGUACAGCAAAUACAUUUGACGAUAAUUCGAAAUUCCCGUUUAAAAUUUCUAGACCGAAGUUGCUGAACGUAACGUCGAUACCGAGUCUAGGCAUCGGACUGUUGGGACGGAAAUUUUCGCCGGAAGGACCGAAGGGACGCAGCCCGGACGCGAAGAAUGGCGACGAAUUAUUGCAGACCCCGGCGAUCUAUGAGGCGGAAAGUCCGGACGAACUAGCGUUAGUUCACGCGGCCCGCGCUUACGACAUCAAGCUAGUGAAACGAACGCCUCGGAGCGCAAUGGUGUCUUUUCCAGACAAGUCGACGCUCGCGUUCGAGAUACUUCAUGUGCUGCCGUUUGACUCGAACAGGAAAUGUAUGUCUGUACUGCUCAGACAUCCUCACACUGGCGAAAUAGUGCUGUACAGCAAGGGUGCUGAUACGACGAUGCUGCCGGCGCUCUCGUCGAACGACGAGAACAACAUCGCCUCAGCAAGUAUCCAACAGUAUCUGCAAUCGUAUGCGCGUCAAGGUCUGCGUACGCUGGUGAUGGCGAAGAGAAUGCUAACGGAGCAAGAGUAUGAGACGUGGCGACAGAAGCACGACGAAGUGGAGGUGGCAACGGAGAAUCGCGAACGUCGCAUACGCGAUUCGUACGCGAUGCUAGAGUCACACUUGACGUUAUUAGGUGCGACUGGUAUCGAGGACAAACUCCAGGUCGGCGUGCCCGAGACAAUGGCUGCUCUAGUCGCCGCCGGGAUCGUCGUGUGGGUUCUGACAGGGGACAAACCGGAGACCGCGGUGAACGUGGCGUACUCGGCGCAGCUCUUCUCGCCGGCCAUGCAGCUGUUACAGCUGCAGGCGAGAUCGAAAUCUGUGGCGGAGACCCUUAUACAUGGCUACCUGGAGUCGGCGCGCAAGGAGAACAACAGUCAUUUACAGUCGGGGAUGAUGGGCAUCGCGGAUCCUGCUGGCAUAUACAACCACGAUUCCGCCGAGAGAGACGCGCACAGGAUCGGCAAUCCGUGGCGGCAACGCGCACUUGUCGUCGACGGCAAGACGUUGACCGUGAUUCUGGAUCCGCGAUCGGGCCUGAUCGGCCCGUUCCUCGAACUCACGAAAAUGUGCUCUAGCGUCUUAGCCUGUCGCGCUACGCCGUUGCAAAAGGCAUACAUUGUUCGCAUCGUUAAAAAGCAAUUGGGCAUGAGAACGUUGGCAAUAGGCGACGGCGCGAACGACGUUAGCAUGAUACAGACCGCCGACGUGGGUGUCGGAAUUUCGGGGCGAGAAGGAACGCAAGCUGUAAUGGCAGCGGAUUUCGCCAUUUCCCGAUUUCCUAUGCUCAGCCGGCUCCUCCUUCUACACGGCCACUGGUGUUACGACCGUCUUGCCAGAAUGAUUUUAUAUUUCUUUUACAAGAACGCUACUUUUGUCUUCCUCAUAUUCUGGUUUCAACUAUUUUGCGGUUUUUCCGGUGCUGUAAUGAUAGACCAAAUAUAUUUAAUGCUGUACAACUUGUUGUUUACUUCGCUGCCGCCUCUCGCCUUGGGCAUUUACGAUCGAGUCGCCAAGGCUCGCAUAUUACUUUCAGCACCGGAAUUAUAUACGAGAGGACGUUUGGGGCUGGUGUAUCAGUCGCAUUCGUUUUGGCUCACGAUCGUCGACGCUCUUUACCAAAGUAUCGUCAUAUUUUUUAUUACCAAAGAGGUUUAUCACGAUUCAGUUAUCGACAUAUGGGAAUUCGGAACGACUAUUAUGACAACAUGUAUCGUCGUCAUGCUAGCUCAUGCUGCUAUAGAAACUAGAUCUUGGACUAUAAUCCAUGUUGGUGCCAUUUUCGGUUCCUUGGUCAUUUUUUUCGGAUUUUGCUUAUUUUAUAAUGCCGUUUGCGUCAAUUGCAUGGGCCUACCUGGAUCCUUCUGGAUAAUGGAAAAGGCCUUUACACAUAUCACAUAUUGGUUGACAGUGGGACUUACUUCUGUUCUUGCCUUAAUGCCUAAGUUAGUGUACAAGGCGAUACAAACUACUAUCGCACCAGAUGCUAUACACGUUGUUUCGCGGCGGAUUGCUGCGAAAAGCGGUGGUCAAGUUCGUCGGCAGCGUAUUAGUAAUCAAAGAGGUGAAAUCAACUUUAUCGCUGGAUGGUCACGCUCUUCGCAACACGCUACUAUCAGACCCAGUAGCUACAGAAGCAAAAGCAACGCUCUCACGACUAUCGUCGCGUGACAAGUGUAAUCAGAUCAAGAUGAAGCGUAUCCAUUUCAUUAACUCGAAAAUCUGACCAAACACCGAAAAAAGGGGAAGCGACUUUUCGCGACUGUCGCGAACCUCCUCGAAAGCUAUGCGUUACUUUACCGAUCAAGGGAGAAUCUUCUAACCUUUGGAAAUCGUUUGCAUUGACAAUCUUGUCUAACAACUAACUACAUUAAUUAUUUCUGGUUGACGAUUUCUUAGUCCCCUGUAUUAUUUCUUAGUUGUAGUUCUAAUGUACAUAUGAAAGGAAAACUAGUUGAAUCGUGGUUAGUAUUAACGGGCGUGAAAAUUUGUGCUUGUUACUAUCGAAUCAUGCAAUAUAGAUUAUUGAAGAGCGUCGAAACUUCGUCGUUCGAGAUGCAAUGUGCGUCAUUGUGUGCCCAUAGGGGCGGUUCUCGUUGCCGAUAUUGCGAUAACUAACACUACAUUGCCAUUUUCGAAUUCGAGUUAUCGCGGCUGAUUUAAAAUCGAGGGGCCUUAAAUCUCAGAUCGUUCGUUGCAUUUAAUGGCUGUGACUUCUAGGGACCAAGACUGUGCGUGGUAAUUGUGUUAUUGAACCAGACAAAUCGGAUUCGAGUGAAAAUCUAUGUUGCGUUACUUCAUGUAUUUCUUCUUUAUUUUUUUUUUCGACCUAGAACUUCACUCGAACGCGCGUAUCUGUGACUUCUACUUUCGAGCGGACCGUAUGGAAGACCAACGUCAGAGACAGAUGAACAUGUAUACCGUUUUAGUUUAUUCAUAUGCCUUCGAAAAUAAAUGUACAAAAAUGUUGUAAAAAGAGUGCAAAGUAUAUAUAUAUGUGUGUACAUACAAGAUGUUCCGCAAGAUGUAUUUUAUAACCGUUGAGAGAAAUAGAUUUUAUAUAUUGAAACGAUUUAUUUUCUAAGUUUUUAGUUAUGGUGUUACGAAACGUCGUUAUUCGUAAGAUGAAACAGGAAGCAGGCGCGGACGAUUAAAGAGCCGUGACUGCGCCGAGUUUCUCCUAUUUCCGGUCGAUCUGUGAGAUCAAAGUAAUGUCUCAAAUUAUGAUGUAAAGAUACACACGAGCUUUGUUAUAUCUACUGUUGUGUUAUUACCUGUUGUAAUACCAGAGAAAAUAUUGUGAGAUGAUUUAGAAAUUUUAAUUUGGAUAAUGCAUAUGAAUGUUAUAUUGAUAACACGCUAUCCGUGCUAUCUAUAGUAUUUUGAUAAUGAACGGAUUAUUGCUGUAUGCGUUUACCAAUGUAAAGAGAACAUUAAAAAAAGAGAGAAAUCAACCGGCAA